This is a messenger RNA of Opisthorchis viverrini, 576 nucleotides long. RefSeq lists its product as hypothetical. The transcript is spliced from 4 exons. NCBI's taxonomy places the organism in Eukaryota, Metazoa, Platyhelminthes, Trematoda, Opisthorchiida, Opisthorchiidae. Bases 1 to 576 code for a protein of 191 amino acids. The record is from RefSeq and is a predicted model, not a curated record.
AUGCAAGAAACGGGACGUACUACUGGGCCUCCAGCAGGAAGUAGACCGCACAGCAAUGGUACAAUUUUGUCUGUCACCACCGAAUCACCCGCAGCUUUCCCAACAGUUAUGAGAAUUUUGAAAAUGACCUGGCACGUAUCACAAUCUGAGAAGAUAAAAGAGAGUUGUAGCACUCUUUCGGCGCCUGUCACCACACGAAGGAGGCACGAGGGCUGCGAUACUGCCCCGUCGCCCAAGCCUAGACAGGGAAAGUUGAGAGGUAGGGGUCGGGUCACUGAAGAUGCCUAUGACAGACACAACCCGAACUGGAUAUGUUUUCUUAACGGCACCCAGUUCAAACUCAAGGGCGUGUAUUUCCAUCAGGCAGAAAACUACCAUAGGAACAACGCUGAAGAUGUCCGCUGUGAACGAGAAUCAUUGGAAAAUAACUACGACGUAACACGUUCACCUCGCACGUCAGGUGUCUGGAGUUCAAAUCCCGGCACGGCCAUCGGAUAUACACUGCUGAUGAGCUCUAAUUCGAGCGAAACUCGAGUUAAGUGCUUCACUUCCUUUGGUGUGGACCCACCAGAAUAA